This is a messenger RNA of Trematosphaeria pertusa, 1434 nucleotides long. Its product is annotated as thiamine diphosphate-binding protein. Lineage: Eukaryota; Fungi; Ascomycota; Dothideomycetes; Pleosporales; Trematosphaeriaceae. The coding region runs from base 47 to 1258 and encodes 403 amino acids. The record is from RefSeq and is a predicted model, not a curated record. The transcript has 3 exons. Gene Ontology annotation, biological process: branched-chain amino acid catabolic process; response to nutrient. Gene Ontology annotation, molecular function: catalytic activity.
CUUCCAUCUUCUGUUGAGCUGGCAGUGCUCUGUUAAUGACCUAGAUAUGGCCGCUAGAACUCCCUCAAUACGAGCCCUCUCGCGGUACCUUCUCCGACCCCGGCCGUUCCUCCAUCCUCGCUGUCAGCAUCAAUCCCAGAGCAAACGAUACUCCGCAGCGGCUGCCGGCGCACGCCUCAACGGCACGGUAGAAUACGAUACAACACCGCUCCUCCAUCAUACUUCGCCAUCGGCCCUCUCGAACCCCGAACUGCCCGAAGACGUCCGCAAGGGACAGACGAAACGCAUAAACCUCUACACAGCCAUCAACGAAGCCCUACGCCAUGCCUUGCAAACAGAUGAGAGGGUGCUUGUCUUUGGAGAGGAUAUCCAGUUUGGAGGAGUGUUUAGAUGCACCAUGAAUCUUGCCGCCGACUUUGGCACCGAGCGUGUCUUCAACACACCAUUGACGGAGCAAGGUCUGGUCGGCUUUGCCAUUGGAGCUGCGAGCGAAGGCAUGAGGCCCGUGGCGGAAAUCCAGUUCGCCGACUACGUCUUCCCUGCAUUCGAUCAGAUCGUAAACGAGGCCGCCAAGUACAGGUACAGGACAGGAACGACCGGCGUCCAUUGCGGAGGAUUGGUGAUCCGAAUGCCGACAGGAGUAGUUGGACAUGGCGCGCUCUACCAUUCGCAGUCUCCAGAAGCCCUCUUCAGUCACACCCCCGGCCUCCGCGUCGUAAUCCCUCGCUCCCCAAUACAAGCAAAAGGUCUUCUGCUGUCCUCCAUUCGGGCAAACGACCCCGUCAUCUUUAUGGAGCCCAAAGUACUCUACCGCGCCGCCGUCGAGCAAGUUCCCGUAUUGCCGUACUACCUCCCUCUCGACAAGGCCGACGUCCUCAAGACGGGAACGGACGUGACUAUAAUCUCGUACGGCACACCUUUGUACACAUGUUCGGCGGCAAUUGCGGCAGCAGAGAAGGAUUUUGGAUGCAGUGUAGAGCUGAUAGACUUGAGGACAAUAUAUCCGUGGGAUAGAGCGACGGUUUUGGGAAGUGUGAGGAAGACAGGGAGAGCAAUUGUGGUGCACGAGAGUAUGAUGAAUGCAGGCGUGGGAGCAGAGGUUGCGGCUACGAUUCAGGAAAGGGCUUUCUUGAGGUUAGAGGCUCCGGUAAAGAGAGUUACGGGGUGGGCGACGCAUACAGGGUUGAUCUUCGAGAAAUUCAUUAUACCGGACGUUACGAGGGUCUACGAUGCUAUAAAGAAGACCAUUGACUACUGAUCUAUGAAUGAAUGAGUGACUACCUCCUGCUCUUUCUCUGCUUUUACGAUGUGUAAGUCUCUGAUUGGCUGAAUGAUUGAGCCUCAGCCUCGCGACUUCCUCGACUCUAACAGCCACCUCGCUCAAAGAGUCCAGCGUUACCGAUGAGGACUCCUUAUAUGCGCCGAGAAACAGAG